Cucurbitaria berberidis CBS 394.84 is the source of this 1503-nucleotide messenger RNA. RefSeq lists its product as uncharacterized. Bases 1 to 1503 code for a protein of 500 amino acids. The transcript is spliced from 2 exons. Gene Ontology annotation, cellular component: nucleus. Gene Ontology annotation, biological process: positive regulation of transcription by RNA polymerase II. Gene Ontology annotation, molecular function: DNA-binding transcription factor activity, RNA polymerase II-specific; transcription cis-regulatory region binding; zinc ion binding. Lineage: Eukaryota; Fungi; Ascomycota; Dothideomycetes; Pleosporales; Cucurbitariaceae. The record is from RefSeq and is a predicted model, not a curated record.
AUGGCACCCCCGCACAGUUUACGCAGCCGCAGACUAGCACGAGCAGGACAAGCUGUCACGCAGCGCACUGGAGACGCGCAGCCUCACCACACUGCAUCUCUUAUCGACAGCAUGGACUUGCGCGUUGACAUUGUUCGUCGUGGCGGUUGCGCAACCUGCGAAGCGCGAGGCCUUGGCUGCGACGAGGCGCUGCCCGCCUGCAAUGCCUGUCGGCUCGCACAGCUGCCAUGUCCUGGCUACGCGGUGCAUAUUCAGUGGCCUACAGAGCUCCUCGACGUCACACCCACUGCUCGUCCCCUCCCUAGGCCCGCUGCCUUCUCGUCCUUCGGUCUACCGUCCAAGGAAGACGGACUGGUUCUUCACUUUAUGAAAAACGUUGCCAGAUUCGCCCUCGCCAUCGACUACCACGGCAAUGGCUAUCGCAAGUUUGCAACACUGGCCCUGCAUGAUCCCAUGAUCCUUGAUGCCGUGCUCGCCGUCGCCCGCUCGCAUCUCAGCCGCUGGCAUGGCACUGUCGACGUCGAGUCGCGAUUCUAUCUGAAAAAGGCCAUCGGCCAGCUACAGCAGCGCUUCCGCAGCCCGCAUCUCCUCAAGAGUGAGACGACUGUUGUUGCCAUGCUGCUGUUGGCUACCUAUGAAGUCUUCAACGGCUCUUCCAAGUGGAAGCACCACUACCAUGCCAUCGCUGGCUGGACACAGGCCUUCUCGGCCGCCGUCGACCUCGACCCCUUUCUAAAGACGUGGAUCACCCUCCUCGACACACAAUCCGGUCUGAACUGCGGCACUGCCCUCAUCCCCCAGGUCGCCGCCUGGACAGCGCCUUCUCCUGCACGGCCAUCAACAACCUCUGCCAUUGAUCCAUUCCUGGGCUGCUCAGUUCAUCUGCCACAUCUUAUGCUCCAAGGAGCCCAGCUCUACCAGCGGGUCAGCGCAGAUGCCGUCUCGUCGGAAGAGCUAGAACAGCGCAUCGACUCUCUCCAGGCGCAGAUACGUGCUUGUGAAAUAGUACCCUCAGACAGAGAUCCUCCCUUUUUUGCUAUCACGUGCUACAAUGGGGUGGAAGCCGUCACCGCCAUGGACGAGUUCACCCAACACAACUAUAUGAACAAAGCCAUUGCAACUGCUGAGAUCUUCCGCCACGCCACCCACGUUUAUGUGCAUCGCAUCAGAGGUGAUGCAAUGCAAGCUCGCGACGAAAUCCAGCAGUCUGUCAACGCCGUCUUCUCUUGGCUCGCUCAAGUACCUGACGCAGUUGGUCCUGGGGCCAAUGUCGGCUGGGCGCUUGUAGUCAUAGGCACUGAGCUCGAUGAUGAAGAGAGACGCGAGUACAUUAGAUGCCGUUGGAAAGCGCUGCAGGUUCUUGGCAUAGGCAACACAGAAGCAGCCGCGAGGUUAUUGGAAGAGGUGUGGAGCAAGCGAGACGUAGCAAGACUCUUCAACGAGCCAAUGCCUCGCUGGCAAGACGUGAUGCGCAGCUCCGGUGCAGACCAGAUCCUGAUCUGA